UACAACGAAGCGCAUUUAUCGCUUUAAGAAUCCAUUCACCAGUCAAAAUUCAUCUCUUUCCCAUCUGCAUAGCUCUCAAAGUUAUAUAUAUAUAAACCAGAAGAAAAGGCCACUAUCUUUAGGCCUAUCUGUUCUUUCUUUUAUUCUUCGAUGGAUUCAAACACGAAUCCUGAACUUUCCUUCAAUUUCCCACCCUUUCUCCGAGUUUUCAAGGACGGGAAAGUAGAGAGGUUCGUGGGAACCGACUCCGUUCCGCCCUCUCUCAAUAUUGAAACCGGCGUCAACUCCAAGGAUAUCGUGAUUGAACCAGAAACUGGCGUUUCCGCUAGGCUUUACAUCCCUAAAAUCAACGACCAAUCUCAGAAACUCCCUCUUUUAGUCUACUUCCAUGGAGGAGCUUUCUGCAUCGAAACGUCCUCUUCUCCUACAUAUCACAACUAUCUGGACUUCCUCGUUGCUGAAGCCAACGUCGUCGCCGUCUCCAUCGAGUACAGAAGAGCCCCGGAGCACCCUCUCCCGGUUGCCUACGACGAUUGCUGGGCCGCAGUCAAGUGGGUAGUUUCCCAUUCCAACAGCCAAGGCCCAGAGCCGUGGCUCAACGACUACGCCGAUCUCGACCGCCUCUUCUUCGCCGGCGAUAGUGCUGGGGCAAAUCUCUCCCACAACAUGGCCAUACGCGCCGGGACUCGAGGCCACGAAUUGGGCAGCGUGAAGGUCUCAGGAAUUAUUCUGAUUCACCCAUAUUUCUGGGGCAAAGACCCAGUUGGCGCAGAGGUGAAAGACCUGCAGAAGAAGGGUCUCGUGGAUUCUCUAUGGCUUUUCGUGUGUCCGACGACGAGUGGGUGCGACGACCCGCUGAUAAAUCCCGCGACUGAUCCGAAACUGGCCAGCUUGGGUUGCCAAAGAGUACUUGUUUUUGUGGCUGAGAAGGAUACGUUAAGGGAUAGAGGGUGGUUUUAUCAUGAGACGUUGGGGAAGAGUGGGUGGAGUGGUGUUGUGGAGGUGAUGGAGGCUGAGGGAGAGGACCAUGUGUUUCAUCUCUUCAACCCCACUUGCGACAAGGCUGUGGCCAUGCUCAAACACAUGGCUAUGUUCUUGAAUAUGGCUCAGUGCAAUUCGUAGCUAUUGUGAUCUUGUCGUUUGUUCUUUGUCGAUUUCUUUGGAUCUAUCUCAUGCUUUCAGCUCUUGAUUAUUAACUUCGUUUUGGCAUCUCUUUCUAUUAUAUUUUGUAUGUAUAUAUAAUUCUAUUUUAGCACUUUCAUGAGUCUAGUAGUAUAAUAUUUUACUUGUA
Molecule: messenger RNA, 1291 nt
Organism: Vitis riparia (riverbank grape)
Lineage: Eukaryota; Viridiplantae; Streptophyta; Magnoliopsida; Vitales; Vitaceae
Product: probable carboxylesterase 2
Exons: 1
Coding region: 151-1122 (323 amino acids)
Molecular function (GO): hydrolase activity
Source: RefSeq, a predicted model, not a curated record